AUGAGCUAUCUCUGGUUCGUGCUGCUCUGCAGUUUGGCUGGCUCAACACUCUGUCUCAUGGACCAAGCAUCACGACCCAUUCAGGUACAACUGGAGAACAACCCAGAACAUCCAAGGCUUCAUUCUAGAAAAUAUUGUGAUCCUACAUACAACAACCACACUGGAGGGGAUAUACAGGACUGUGGCCCUGGACAGUACAGGGCAAGAUGGGGACAAUACAGAGGGCAGUGUGUCCCCUGUAAUUGCAAUGGCCUCUCCCAUGAGUGUGACCAAGACACAGGGAAAUGCUUGAAUUGCCAGUUAAACACAGUUGGGGAUCACUGUGAGCGCUGUGCCGAGGGACACUAUGGCAGCGCUAUUCUCAGGACCUGCCGACUGUGUCCAUGUCCCUUCUCACAUCUGUCUCACAGUUUUGCCAUUGGUUGUCUGCAUGUUGAAGGUCACGUUGAAUGCCUCUGCAAGGCUGGUUAUUCUGGAACCCGCUGUGAAAGGUGUGCCAUUGGUUAUUAUGGUGACUCGCUAGCAGAUGGAGGGAGUUGUCAGCUCUGUGACUGUCAUCAUGGAUACAUCUGUGACCCCGUUACAGGCAAAUGUGAAUCUCCAGAUAAGCCAAAUACUGAUGAUGACUGCCAAGAGUGUGAUAGUUGCUUUCAGACGUUAAUGGAUGCUUUAGAGGCUAUGGAUGAUGAGCUCUCCAUCCUCAAGGACCAACUCAAGUUUCAGAGAAACAUCUCCAUAAGUCUUACUGCUCUGAGAAAACUAGAAGAUGACAUUAUUGCUACAAAGGAACUAGUAAAGAAUUACAGAGUAUCUGUUCAAGUGCUAAAGCAGAAGGUGAACGAACUUGAGACAGACAUGGGUGGUGUCAGAAAAUACAAGCUGAAGCUUAAGAUUAAGGCAGAUCAAACAUCUUUAACCAUUAAGGACUUAUUAAAGGAUUUGAACAAAACACACCAAAAGGGACAAAACCUGCUCACUAAUACUGACAAACUUUUGAAAAGAAUACAAGGCAAGUCAGAAGAUUCAAUUAUUUGACUUUUACCUUCAGAUAGAUUUAGAUGUGGUACAGUGGUAUAUUUUUGAGAAGACUGAAUGUUACUGUUUCUAAUUCUUGAUAAAAUCCAAUGUAAAUAUCUGUUUUUCAAACUCAUGCCUUGCAGUAGUAAAUCGAGUAGUACAUUGUAAUUGUAAUGAAGUGUUCCUUACAUACAUCCCUUAAACAAGUCAUGUUUAUGACUGAUCUGGUGCUUGUUUAGAAUUCCUGGAACAACUGAGGAUUUCAAAUGGUAUCGACUCCACUCUGUCCAGCAAGGAGCUGGCUGGCAUGCUGGAGGAGGUGCAACAGAUGGUGGAGCAUAUGCAAAAGCAAAAUUGUAUGAUGCAGAGGAGGUUGGCUGAGAAUGAGCUCUCGGAAGCACAAAAACGUGAGUUUUAGUCAGUUGUGUUCUCUUGAUAUACCUGUGGAUGGCUGGUGUUCAGGUGAAUUUUGAAGUUGAGAGGUUUUGCCCUUGUUUUAGGGCACUGUUAUUAGAAAUUAUUAGACACAUACUUCUUUUGUUAAGAUUGAAAUAUUCCCCUACCAAAUUUAAUCUCUUCCUGCCAUCUACAAUUGUUCAUACUAAACUCAGAAUUUAUUUCACAUC
Messenger RNA from Ictalurus furcatus (blue catfish), 1643 nucleotides. Its product is annotated as laminin subunit alpha-3-like. Gene Ontology annotation, molecular function: extracellular matrix structural constituent. Gene Ontology annotation, cellular component: basement membrane. Gene Ontology annotation, biological process: axon guidance. The transcript has 9 exons. The coding region runs from base 1 to 1035 and encodes 344 amino acids. The record is from RefSeq and is a predicted model, not a curated record. NCBI's taxonomy places the organism in Eukaryota, Metazoa, Chordata, Actinopteri, Siluriformes, Ictaluridae.